ACGUCUGUAGAAGGCCCUCACGGUGUUCCAUCCUCCAAGACUAUUUCGGGAACAAGAAUGAUCCUGGAGGCUUUAAAAGAAUUCAACGUGAAAUAGAAGCUGCACAUCGAGAUUAUUACGUGAGUAAGGUAAAUGUGAAAGCCUUGGUGACUCUUCUCAUCGCGCAUUUCAACUCAAAAAUGAGAUCUAUUUAUGACAUGCCAACAGUUCAACAGUUUUGCUAUCAAUUUCCUGCUGCCUUAGAAGAAACUCUCAAAAGAAUCAGUUAUUGUGGCUUCACCUGUUUUACCUCGCGAUACUCGUAUUAUGACGAUCCCGAUGGGAUGUUUGUCUUUAAAGUGAUUCACAAGGUUCCCAGCCCUGUAGAACAAAGAAGAUGUUGA
Porites lobata is the source of this 383-nucleotide messenger RNA. NCBI's taxonomy places the organism in Eukaryota, Metazoa, Cnidaria, Anthozoa, Scleractinia, Poritidae. The record is from the annotation of a GenBank genome assembly.